This is a messenger RNA of Thermothielavioides terrestris NRRL 8126, 315 nucleotides long. RefSeq lists its product as uncharacterized. Lineage: Eukaryota; Fungi; Ascomycota; Sordariomycetes; Sordariales; Chaetomiaceae. The transcript is spliced from 2 exons. The record is from RefSeq and is a predicted model, not a curated record. The coding region runs from base 1 to 315 and encodes 104 amino acids.
AUGAAGACCCUCAGCACCCUCCUCCUCGCCGUCGCUGCGCUGGCCGCAGCCGCCCCCAACGCCGCCGGCCCGGAGGUGCUCGACCCCCGCCAGACCUGUGUGUACUCGUGCGGCUGCCAGACGGACGACGGGAGUGGCAUUGACCCAGACACGGCGACGUGCUGUGCCAACGUGGGCGGCUCGCUGGGGAAUGACGGGACGCUCUGCAAUGACAUGAACCUGGCCACGGCGCAGGCCUACGCGCGGUGCUGCGGCAGCAGCGGGGGAUACGUCUGCUUCCAGAGCUCGAGCAGCUGCCCGCCUGUGACGGUCUAA